GGGAAGUGGGAGGACCCAAAAAGGCGUCGCAAAAGGGAGAAUUGUUUGAGAGCUCAGUCAUCCAAAAACGGCCUUUCAAUGUGAGAAGUUGGGGAGCCGAAGAAAAUGUCGGUGGCAUCGCAGUAAAUUAACGAAAAAGCAGCGAGCCUUCAACAGAGAACUUUUAAAAAAAGGUGUUUCAACGGGGUUUUGGAGACUUUAAAACUGAGCAGAGGAGCAAAGCAGAGGCGAAGAGGAGAACUCGGCUGCUUCCAGCACCAAGUAAAGCAGAUUCGGGGGUAGUGUAUGGAAGAUGUCUGGAAAGAGAGACUGGACUCAGUGGACAAAAAAGAAAAGGGCUCCAGUGUUGUGUGCUCUGGGCGCAGUACUCCUAUGCUGCCUACAGAGCAGCGCCUCGAUAACUGAUGAGGACCCUUUCUUCACUGAGGAGCCCGUGUCUGUGGUGCAGAAGUUGGGGGGCAGUGUGAACUUGCGCUGCAGCGCUCGCCCUUCCUCUGCCAACAUCAGCUGGCGACAUAACGGCCAGGAGUUGUUGGAUGGAGACCUCGGUGUGGUGCUGGGGCCCAGCGGCCUCUUCAUCCCCUCGCUGUCCAAUCUGACCCUGGGGAGGUACCAGUGUGUGGCCAGCACCAGUGCUGGAGCCCUGGCCAGUGUUCCUGCUAACGUCACAGCUGCCAAGCUGCGGGACUUUGAGCCCGAUGACCAGCAGGAAAUCGAGGUGGAUGAAGGCAACACGGCUGUCAUCGAGUGUCACCUGCCUGAAAGCCAGCCCAAGGCUCAGGUCCGCUACAGUGUGAAGCAGGAGUGGCUGGAGACGUCAAAAGGGAACUACCUCAUCAUGCCAUCAGGGAACCUGCAGAUAGCCAACGCCACGAGAGACGACGAGGGACCGUACAAAUGUGCUGCCUACAACCCCGUCACUCAGGAAGUCAAAACGUCCUCCUCUGCCGACCGCCUGCGCAUCCGCCGCUCCACCUCUGAAGCAGCGCGCAUCAUUUACCCACCAGCAUCCCGCUCCAUCAUCGUGACCAAAGGCCAGCGGCUGGUUUUGGAGUGUGUGGCCAGUGGCAUUCCGACUCCACUGGUCACAUGGGCCAAAGAUGGACAGGACCUGCGUUUUCAGAACAACACGCGCUCCCUGCUGAGCAACCUCCUGAUCGGUGCAGUUGGCGAGAGCGACUCGGGGACAUAUGUCUGCCGCGCGGACAACGGUAUCGGCUCCUCCGGCGGUGCGGCCGGGGUGUAUGACGUACAAGUGUUUGAGCCUCCUCAGGUGACCGUGGAGCUACAGCAGCAGGAGGUCGUUUUUGGAGAUAAUGUUCGCAUCAUUUGCCAGGCCCGGGGUAAACCCGCCCCGUCUGUGAUGUGGCUCCACAACGCCCGGCCUCUUUCUCCGUCACCUCGCCACCGCCUCACGUCCAGGAUGCUGCGCGUCUCCAACGUGGGUCCUCAGGACGAGGGACUGUACCAGUGCAUGGCUGAGAACGGCGUGGGCAGCUCACAGGCGUCUACUCGUCUCAUCAUGGUGUCAACAGGGAUUUCCACCAGAGGGAAGUUACCCUCCGUUUAUCGACCACUCAGUCCAGAUAAAGUACUAAAAGAGCAGCCUCCGGUGAGACCUGGAGCUACAGGAGCCAUGUUACCUCUGGACUGUUCUGAGCUGCCAGGACAGAUCCUUCCUGCAGAAGCUCCCGUCAUCCUCAGUCAGCCACGCACGGGCAAGGCCGACUAUUACGAACUGACCUGGAGGCCGCGGCACGAGAAAGGAGCCCCAGUUCUGGAGUACAUGGUCAAAUACCGAAAGUUUGGAGACCCUCUUGCAGAGUGGGAGUCCAGUAGAAUUUCAGGCUCCCUCCAUAAACUGACCCUGGCUAAGUUGCAGCCCGACAGCCUGUAUGAGGUGGAGAUGACUGCUAAGAACUGUGCUGGUUUGGGCCAACCUGCCAUGAUGACCUUCAGAACCGGCAAAUUUCGGAAAGUUGGAGGGCACGAUCCUCCCAAAACUCCAUCUGUUCCUUCUCCCAGCCUCUCUGCUCCCGAGGCUCCGGACAAGCCCACGGUCUCCACGGCAACAGAGACGUCCUCAUACGUGACUUGGAUUCCUCGCGGUAACCGUGGCUUCCCCAUCCAGUCAUUUCGGGUGGAGUACAAGAAGGUGAAGAAGGCCGGAGAGGACUGGAUGACGGCGGUGGAAAACAUCCCGCCGUCGCGGCUCUCUGUGGAGAUCACGGGCCUGGAGAAAGGUACGUCCUAUAAGUUUCGUGUGGUGGCGGUGAAUGUGAUCGGUUCCAGUCCUCCCAGUGUUCCUUCAAAGGCCUACACCGUUGUGGGCGGUCGGACUCACGAACGCCCCGUGGACGGACCCUACAUCACCUACAACGAAGCCAUCAACGAGACCACCAUCAUUCUCAAGUGGACGUACACUCCCGUAAACAACACACCCAUCUAUGGUUUCUACAUUUACUACCGGCCAACAGACAGUGACAAUGACAGUGACUAUAAGAAGGAUGUGGUGGAGGGAGACAGAUACUGGCACUCCAUCACUGACCUGCAGCCCGAGACCGCCUACGACAUCAAGAUGCAGAGCUUCAACGAGAAAGGGGAGAGUGAAUUUGGGAACGUCGUCAUCCUGGAAACCAAGGCUCGUCCACAUCCUCAGAGACCUGAUCCUUCCCGGACUCCAGAUCUUGAUCGGAAAGUUCCGACUGGACUGGUGCCUCGGCCCGGUGACAUUCCGUACCUGAUCGUUGGUAGUGUGGUGACCUUCGUCUUCAUCAUCGCCACCUUUGUUCCUUUCUGCCUGUGGAGAGCCUGGGCCAAACAGAAGCAAACGUCCGACCUGUGUUUCCCCACUGUGGCCCCGCCCAUGUCCUCAUGCCAGUACACCAUGGUCCCACUUCAGGGACUGGCCCUGGUGGGCCACUGCCCGAUGGACGGCCACAUGACUGCGUCUCAUGGCGUCUACCCUGUUAAUGGAGAAUACACUCCCAAUGGGAAACCUCAUCAUCCGACACACUGUCAGCCGCGGCUGCCGGAGAAUGAAGUGGACUGUGACAUGGAGUGUGACACCCUGUUACCACAGACAGUGUCCAAUGGACAUCUGCCCUCAGUCUACCACUACUCCACCAGUGGACCAGAUCACCAUGAAGACUCGUGCUGUCCUGCCGACGACUCCUCCCUGCAGCUCCUCCACUCGUCUCAGCAGCACUUCAGCUCCCAGGAGCUCGGAGGUGACGGCAGCUCCUGUGGGGACAAAGACGAUGAGGAGGACGACAUCAGGCAAAAGCUGGCGUCUUUCCCUCUGUUGUCUCUAGAGGACGAGGGGAUUUUCACCACGUCCUCGUCCUCAACAGCCACCACGCCGCAGUCACAUGACACAACGAUACAGGAAGUGGACAUCCUCCCAAAUGAAGCCAACCCCGAGGACGAAGGGAGAGACAACACAACAGAUGCAUAAGGGACUCAUGAAAAAAGAAAGAAAAUUAGAGAAUAUAUUUAUUUUUGUAUCACAGAUAUUUAUAUAUUUAUGCCUUUGUACAUAAUUGUAUGAUUAGACUGUAUAUAAGGUUAUUUUCAUAUUGAAAAAAAAACAGAAAAUACUUUUUAUUCACUCCUCGCCUGCUCACUGACGUCACAGAUAAAGGGGAAAAUUCUCGUGCUGACCUGCUCUUGUUUUUCCUCAUGUGAAGAUGAUCAGUGGUUUUCCCCUCAGUCCAGCACUUCCUGUUAGGUCACUUCCUGUAGAACCCCCCCCCACUGACCCCCCACCAACACUCAGAAUCUGAAAUUGAGACCUGGUUUCUGUGUGGCCUCAUCAGGACACAUCAGUCAGUUUUGUAUAGCUGUAACACAAACGUAUAACUACGCCUUGAUCAUCAUUAAAUAACUAUUAACAUGUGUAUGCAACAUAGGUGCGUCUGUUUCUGUAGUGUCCAAGAGAUUAUAAAUAUAUAUAUAUAUAUAUAAAUAUAUAUAUAUUGUAUAGUUAUUUAUUUUUUUAAAUGUGUUGUUGUAUUUCUAAGUCACUGAAUGGGAGAGAUUCUGGAAAACGUCUUUGAAAAACUCAGUCAUGGAUAAGCUGAACCUUUCUACUGCAACCACUUCUGUGUUUACUCAUUUUGCUGGUUACCAAAAGUCAGCCGGGUGAGGGCGCUGUGACAGGUGUCGUCAGUAUUAUUCCUCCCUCGCAGGUCGGCGCGUUAAGUGUUACCGUGGAUUAUUUUUUACUUCUGCAAUCAAAAUGAAGGAGCUCCUGAGUCCACUCUCCCUCUUCGGUUUGUCGUACAGCUGUUCUAUGGUUGCACAUGCUGGAGCACUAUUGCAUGUAAAUAAAAGCUUAUCAAAUUG
Molecule: messenger RNA, 4347 nt
Organism: Cynoglossus semilaevis (tongue sole)
Lineage: Eukaryota; Metazoa; Chordata; Actinopteri; Pleuronectiformes; Cynoglossidae
Gene: boc
Product: BOC cell adhesion associated, oncogene regulated
Exons: 18
Coding region: 293-3457 (1054 amino acids)
Biological process (GO): axon guidance; nervous system development; cell-cell adhesion
Cellular component (GO): axon
Molecular function (GO): protein binding
Source: RefSeq, a predicted model, not a curated record